Messenger RNA from Entrophospora sp. SA101, 126 nucleotides. Lineage: Eukaryota; Fungi; Glomeromycota; Glomeromycetes; Entrophosporales; Entrophosporaceae. The record is from the annotation of a GenBank genome assembly.
AUGAAGAUGAAGAAAUCAAUUUGGAAACAUGAACAACAAACUGUUGAAAUUCCAGAGGAUAAUGAUAAUAUGAACAUUGAUGAACCUGAACUUGAUAGACACUCAACAAAAUCAAAAACAAGAUAA